This is a messenger RNA of Zonotrichia albicollis (white-throated sparrow), 16776 nucleotides long. RefSeq names its product CWF19 like cell cycle control factor 2 (gene CWF19L2). Lineage: Eukaryota; Metazoa; Chordata; Aves; Passeriformes; Passerellidae. Gene Ontology annotation, cellular component: post-mRNA release spliceosomal complex. The record is from RefSeq and is a predicted model, not a curated record. Gene Ontology annotation, biological process: mRNA splicing, via spliceosome.
GCCGCCGCGCGGUUUCCAGCGGGCCGUGCGGGUGGCGUCCGGGCCGGAGGGCGAGCGGAGCCGGGAGCAGCGGGAGCGGGAGGCGCCGCUGGCACAGGCCAAAAUUAGUUCUGAGAAGAAGGAGAGCUGCAGGCUGCUAAAACGUCUGCAAGGUGAAGAUACAUGGGUGCCUGCUGAUGUGAAUGAACAUAUGGAGCCACUGGAAAAGGAACAUUCUGUGCAGAAAAAAAAGAAAAAGGAUAAACAUUCCAAAAAAGCUAAGAAGGAAAAGAAGAAAAGUAAGAAACAGAAAUCUGAAAAGAAGGAUGACUUGCUUGAUAGUUCUUCCGAUUCUUCAGUUGAAUGGGUUGAGUCAAAUGUGUCACAGUCAGAUGACACACAAGAGGCUUGGAAGGUCAACAAGCAGCAAGAUACUGCAAAAGAACCUUCCGUGCAGAGAGAAGAAUGGAUGAAUUUAAACUUCAUGUCAUUGAAAACAACGUCAGUAGCAGCUGUCAAAGGUGAAAGACACAAAGAAAAAGUAUUGGAACGGCAGAAAGCUCAAGAACUUGAGCAGGCUGUGUUGUCUGAGAGAGAACUCAAUCCCUAUUGGAAAGAUGGUGGUACAGGUUUGCCACCAGAGAAGGAUGAAGAGGCUUCAGUUAAGAAAGUUACAGUGGUAGAAGAUGCUGGAUUAAGUUGGCUGCGAAAAUCAUACCAAAGGAUGAAGGAGCAGGCUGAGAGAGAGAAGCGAAAUUUUGAUGAAAUUGUAGCUGAGAGAUACGGGUCAGUGGAGGUAUUUCAGUCGCGAUUAGAAGAAGCUGAAAAAGCUGCAUCCAAAAAGGAAAAUUACCAUGGAAGUGGAAGAUGGAAGACUGACUAUUCAAAAAGCGAGAAAGAGAAGAAAGACAAGAAAGAACAGCAUAUUGAAAAGAUGACACGAGAUGAAGAUGAUAGAGACAGGCACACGUCUGGGAGCUAUUCCAGGGAGAAGUAUGGCAAAGGGUGGGCACAGGAAGACAGGAGUUACAGAAGAGAUGUGUCAAGAGCAGAUCAGGAAUGUGGACACAGUAGCAUGGACUCAGUACCAAGGGGCUACAGCUCCAAAGCAGAAAAAUACUCCAGUGAAAAACGAAAUCAGGAGAGGAGUUCAUCUCUAAGCAACUUGAAACACAAAUUUUUGAAACCUUCUGAAGAUGAUUUAACGUCUUACAGUGCAUCCAGAGACUCCAAGUUAAAGCAGUUCUCUUCCAAGGAGGACUCAGCUCAUAGCUCUUUGAGCAGCCGUUUCCAGAAACCUGGUGAGGAUACUGCACUGUGGGCCAAAACACACACAGAAGAUAGCAAUGAGAAAUUAAAAUCUGAUCAAAAAUCAUCAGGUACUAGGGAACAAAUUGAUGGCAAAAGUUGGAAAAGAGCUCCAAGUGAUGAAAAAGAGAAGUUACGACAGCAACACACAAGUGAUACCCCUGAGAAGAAACAGAUUUUAUCUGACAGUAAAACAUCAUCCUCAAGAUCAUCAAAGGAUGAGCCACCUCGGGUCCUUAGUGAGGAGGAGAUGAACAGACUGGGAGCGAGGAUUGUGAAAGCAGAACUGAUGGGAGACACGGAUUUAGCUUCAGAACUUCAAGCAAAACUUGACAGUGCUCGCAAGUUGAGAGAGACUCAGGGACAGAUUCCAGCAAAGGCUGGCAGAGAGGCUUCAAGCCGUCGAGAAGAUGAAGAAGUGGUCCUUGUGAGAACAGAUGGAAGUGGAAGGGCAUGGCCUGUGAUGGGAGCAACAGAGCCACUGGAGCCCAAAGGAGGACGAAGAAAGCAGCAGAUGAUGCCUACUCAUGUAGAUAAAGAGAGAGUAAGGUAUUUUCAGGAUGAUGAUAGUAUGAACCUGAAGGAUUUGGUCAAAAAUGAGAAGAUGAGAACAGCAGAGGAUCAAAACUCACUGUUCAUGCGUAUGGCAUCAAAGCUCAUGGAGAAAACAGACAGAGAGUACUACACUCUGGAUGAUAUGUUUGUUUCCAAAGCAGCCAAGAGAGCACGCAGUGGAGAAGAGGAGGAAGUACAAAGAAGAAAAGCAAUCCGUGAGCACCAGCAACUUGCUGCAUGCAUGGAAAAGUGCCCCUACUGCUUUGAUAGCAGUGAACUUUCUAAACAUCUUAUUAUUGCAAUUGGCACCAAGGUGUACUUGUCUCUACCAAGCAGCCAGUCCCUUACUGAAGGUCACUGCCUGAUAGCCCCUCUACAGCACCAUACUGCAGCCACUCUUUUGGAUGAAGACAUCUGGGAAGAAAUCCAGAUGUUCCGAAAUGCAUUGGUGAAAAUGUUUGAAGCUAAAGACUUGGACUGUGUGUUCCUAGAAACAAACAUGAGUAUGAAGAAGAGGUAUCAUAUGGUAUAUGAAUGCAUUCCUCUUCCAAAAGAAGUAGGAGAUAUGGCUCCAAUAUACUUCAAGAAAGCUAUAAUGGAGUCUGAUGAAGAGUGGUCCAUGAACAAGAAGUUAAUUGAUCUUUCUUCAAAAGACAUUCGGAAAUCUGUUCCUAAAGGGUUGCCGUACUUUUCUGUGGACUUUGGCCUUCAAGGAGGAUUUGCUCAUGUGAUUGAAGAUCAACACAGUUUCCCUCAUUACUUUGGAAAGGAAAUUAUUGGUGGCAUGCUGGACUUGGAACCACGGCUCUGGAGAAAAGGAAUCAGACAGAACUUUGAGGAGCAGCGGAAAAAGGUGUUGCAGUUUGCACAGUGGUGGAAACCAUAUGACUUCACCAAAGAGAAAGAAUGAGAACAACCUGAAGUCAAGGACUAUAUAAGCCAUGAAUUACCCUAAAGGAUACUUCAAAUUUUAGGAAUAACACCAAUGUGUUAUGUGUGGCUAAUGUAUUUUAAAAUAUAGGAUAUCGGUUAAUUCCUGAUGAUCUGUUUCAGUUUUGGACGCUGGAUCACAUGUACCUGCAAGCCUGAAAAACCAUAUUUGUACAGUGAGUUUACUUUUUCCUUUUUCAACUGAGCCAGAAGGAUAAUAUCCAUGUGGCCAUUUGAGUUCUUAAAAAUGUAACUUUUGCUUUUGGAGGUUUUAUAAUAUUUGAGACAACUGAUAUUUUUUAUAUUGUAUUAAGCCAGUGCUUAAUUAUCGUAGUGAACUUUUGUCAAAAAUGGUGUACAUUUUAAGAACAUUUUGAUUCAUACAGAUACAUUGCUACAGAAGUAAAUUGUACAGAAAAUAGUCUUCUGAUUUUGUGUCCUUGUGGUCUUUAAAUUGAGGUCAUUGCACUAAGGCAAACAUUCACAGAGAAUGUCAUUGAUAAACCUGCUGUUGCCCCCCCGCACAAGAAUGAAUGCAAUUUUUUGUACUUUCUUUCAAUAUGAAGUAGUGUUUUUCAAGCACAAAGGAUAAUGAGACAGUCCAUAGCUGAUGGCAAAUGACAGCUUUAAUACUUACAGUUACUUUUGGUAAUAGUGAAAGAAGAAUCUCAAGGGAACAUGCUCUCUAAUGGCCAGCAAAGAAGAAAAUCAUCACAGGGAUCUCCCCAGUUGACUCUUCUCCCCUGGGUGUCCCCUCUCAUGCCACAGGUGGUUUUUGGUAGUACUUUGCCCUAAUAGUUUUCAUCACGACCAGCUCAAAAUCCCUGCUUGUGAUGCUGUUAGAGCUGGUUGAAGCACGCUGUGACCAGAGGCAAGAGUUGCAUGUUAGUUGAUUGUUAAGUGUGGAUGUCACUAGGAAAUGCCUGCAUCUGCUUCAAGGACCACUUCCACCAUUUAUUUUUUUUAGAUUUUGUUUUUUUCUUUUGUGUAAAAGAUAUGAAAUGAGGGUAGGGAAGUGUGAGGUGGGGAAAGGAUGAUUCUUGCAUCAGUGUCCACCUCUUCCUAUGGAAACCCUAACAUAGCAGGCUUAGACUUUGCAGGUAGGGAGCUGGGAGAACAAGGAGAACAGGAGACAAGGACAGAAGGACAUGAAUAGAAACAAUACAGCAGCACAAGGGAAGGGAUGCAGACUUGUGAACAGGAGGCUGCAGUGCUCCAGGGAAAGGCUGCAAACAGUGGAAGGUGGAAGGCCCUUGGCAUAGGAGAGGUUAAGGCUUUGUGUAAGUGCCUCAGUGUGCUUCCUGUUCUUUUUCUUCUGAACUAUUGCUCUGUACAGCUCUGUUAACUAUGGUGAACUGCUCAGAUUAAGAAAUGGAUACUAAAUAUUACAGAGUUGAAUAGGUGUUUAUUUAUAGUCCCUUGGUGGUCUUUGGCAGCUUUGCUGAAGAUGUGGUGCUUUCCUUGUUCUUGCCCCACUGCCACAUUUUGACAAAUAAAUAUGGUAGAGAUAGGAAUCUGCUGUGUUGUGAAUUUUCUGUAGGAUCUUUGUCAAGUGGUGCCACUGCAAGAGAAGUAACUUAAAAGUAAGCUUUGAUGAUGAUUGUAGUGAUCUAAUAUCUGAUUUACACCUGUUCACCAGCAAGCUGUGGAUAAAGGGACAGUUCUAGUGUUCUCCUUAGGCUGUUGGGAAGACUGCUUAGCAAACAGGAUGUGAAAUGGUAACUGCUAGUAGUUGCUUAGAAUGUAGCAAUGCUGAACCAAAUUUAGCUAAAGCACAGUCUUUGGUGGUAUAUAGCAUGACUAAAAAUUGCUUUCUCUGAAAGCAUAUGUAGCCUCCAGUCUCAUCUGCCUCCUGGGAUGAUAGCUGGAAGCAGCAGAGGUGACUGUCUUUUAAGGCUGUGGAAAAGUCUUUAUCCAAAGCUGUACUGGAAAUGGAAUUCUUCUUACAUCACUUCACUCAGAAUUAGUUUUCCUCAAGGGAAGUGCUGUGUUUCACAAAGAAUAUCCAACUUGUGUGUAGAGAAAUCCUCUGACUCAUGGUCCAUGCAUAUUUUAUUAUUCUGCUUUCAGCAAAACUACAAAACUACUGGUAUUGUUUGGAAAGGACUCUGAAAUAUGGGAUAAGAGUAACUCAAGCUAGUGAUACAGGAAGAUGUUUCUUACCCUUUUAGAAGUUUUCAAAAUGGGAGGCUGUGUUUACCACAUACGCUGAGAAGAAUAUCUUGUCGUAAUUGGUCACAGACCAGAAAAGUGUAUUGUCAGGUUAAGCUGUUCCUCCUCAUAAGUAUCUCUAAAUAUUCAUGAGGCUGGGACAGUAAACAGCUUGUUAGGGCACUUUUGGAAGGCAUGGUGUGCUUAGACUUCAGUCCUUAUUCUUAUAAAUACUAAAAAAUUUUAAAUGGACCUCUUUCAUCUGGAAGAAUACCCAAGUUCUUUAGCAAUGAGAGAUAGAAAGUAUUAAUUCAGAUGUCUUUAGGGAAAGCAGGGAGUGGAAGCUUGAUUUCUUAUGUUGUUAUAAAUGUGCUUCUAUGUACUCUUUUGUGUGACCAAGGAAGAGAAGGAUUUUCUUUCUUCAAGUGAAUCUACGGGUGUGAUUUAACAGGUGUUGGAUUGUAUCCAUGUCUUGCCCUGUUUUACAAGAAGAUUGUGUAAUAGGUGCUGCUACUCUUCUGAAAGGAAAAUGUGUUAAAAUGUAUAGUAAUUCUCAUGGUGUUCACCAAUCUCUUGGUAUCUCAUGAAAGAAGAAAACUUUUGCUGGAUCCCCUGAGAGUUCUUUCUUAGGUUGAAAUUUCUUCAGCAUUUCCUGUUGUCUGCAUUUGUCAUUUUAUCAUUAAAGUAUGUUUUUCUAUGUGACUACAGAUGAAACACAGCUGCUAUACUCUUGCUUUAAAUGUAGCUGUUUUGUAAACUGGAUCUUUAAUAUCCUGGGUAAACUAGGACUAGAUACUAGAGUACAAAGCAUCUUUACCUACAAGGAUCUUUACCCUCCCUUGCUCCUGGCUGUGACCCAAACACUACACAGAGGCACAUCUCACACAUUGGUUGUGUUAGAGAAAGCAGUCUGAGCUCAUCAUGUGUGGGUAGUUGUAAAAGUGCUCAAGCAUGUGCCUUUGUACAUGUGGUCUGACGACAGCAGGCAGUCUGAAAUUGCUCUGAUGAGCCAACUUUUAAGUUCUGUAUUUGAACUGAAAAUGCAUCAAUUAAUUAUUUUUAAAUUUUUAGCUUUUGUAAAGCAAGUACCCUAGAGCAUACAUGCACUAAAAACAAAUUUAGCAAAAACCCACAAGCACAAUUAACAUUUUAGAAUAAAGUUGAAAGUUUUCUUCUUGGGCCACUAUUGUUGAGGUAAUGUUUUUAUUCAGGAUUUUCUGGUUUGCAAUUUCUGGCCAUUGAUGCACAGCUAUUGGUCACCUCCAAAUCUGGAAUGAAAGAUAGACACAGUUUGGUUUUGAGACCAGACAAGAUGACUUUUCCAAGUCUGUCCCAGCUCUUUCUUCUAUGGUUUUAAGAUGUUAUUUUGUUCUGAUAUUUUAUAUCAAAUGUUUGUUCUGAUAUUUUAUAUCAAAUGUCAAAAUGUUUUGGAACAGCAUUGUAAGACAAGAUAUGAGCAGCGAACAGCUGAUAAGUAUGUAAUGGGGCAUAAAUACACAGUUGCCCCUGUACAGCUUCCCCUUGCCUGUAGUCACAGGUUGCAGGGCUUCAUUUGGGAAUGCCAAGUGAUCUCUUAUGUCUCUAGGUGGUUUCAUAGCCAGUUUUAGCUGUGGGCUUUGUAGUUGUUUGAAAGCAUUACAGCUCUUCCAACUCUUCCCAUAUUCUCCCUUUUAGUGUAGAACAACUCUUUUAAUGUUUGAACUCCACAGUUCAGGAGGCCAGUGAGAUGAAAGACAACAAUGAACAAUGAUAACGGCUUUAUGGAUUGUGGCAUCUCCAGGUGGAACUGGGUAUGUAGGCUUUUAGUUCAGAGUUAACAUGGGCAAAUUGAAUCAGAAAUGGUAACAUUAUGAUCUUUCAGUCCCUUGCUGUUCUUUCCUGGCUGCCAUUGCAUGACUUAGAUUUUCAUUUUCUUAUCCAAGCUGCUCUUCCAUUAGGUACCUCAUCUUAGCAACACUUGCUAAGACGUAGUAGGAACUUGCUAGGAAUGGCUGGGUCAGCCUCUUAGCCACUAAGAGUGACCAGUCUGUACUACAAUACUUGGUCAUUGCCUGAAUCACUCUUUCCCAUGGCUGGCAGUGAGGAUUUGCUAGUGUUAUGUAGUGGAAAAGUGCAAAGCCUGGUAUGGCUUUUAUACACCUAUUUGUUAUACACCAGCAGUCCAGGUCUCUGUGUAACUGCGUUGGGAUAUGCACUGAUUACAUUUAGGGAACAAGUGCUGAGGCUUCACGGGAAGAGCUACACUGGGCUGUACACCAUUAAACAUGUCAGAGUAUGUCCUUUACCAUGAAGAGAAGGUAGUUUUAGGUGUGUAAAAGAAAUUACUAUUUUACUUGUUUAUGUACUUCAUCCGCUAAUACUGGAUUUAUAAAAUGUAUUAAGUAGGCCUUAAGCCUUUCAUAAGUGGUUUGUGGCAUCCAUAGAAUCAGAGGAGGACAGGAGAUAAUUUUAUCUAGCUGAUCCAAAGGGAAAUUCAGGUACAUUUGUGAUAUUGGCAUUCCUGAUCUGUUUUUCAUAGUGAAACAUUUGUUUUCUUAUAUUUAAUCUGAUUUGUCCAUGAUUCAAGUUCAGUAUUUAUUGUCUUGUCUGUUACAGAUGUGUGAAACGUGAUUUCAUUCUUCAGAGGCUGCUUUUGCAUAUCUGAGGACUGCAGUUAGGCUGUCUCCAAAUUCUUGUCUUCAGGUUAAACUGUGCAUUUUCUUUCAAUGUUUUCCUGGAGGUUAUGUUUGUCUAUUCUCAUUCUUUUGUGCUCUAGGGUCUCUCUGGUUCAUUAAGAUGGGAUGUGAUGGAAGUCUUGAGAGUGGAUGUGAUAUCUCAGAGAGUUGUUAUCACUGUGUCUGAAACGAGAGGUUGCUGCCAUUCUUGGUGGAAUAUCCUCCUGUUCACAGACACACACACACCCCCAGUGCAGUUUGCCUGUUUGAGGAGACUACAACAUAGUGAAGCCCCCGACUCCCUGCAAACUUCAGAUCCUCUCCUGCUCUCAAGUCAACAGUUUGCUAUUAUAGCAAAUUACACCCAAGUCUGUGUUCUUGCUCUUAUUGUUAUUGACUUAAUUUCCUUUUUAUAGACCUUUUUUAUUUUCAUUUUGAUGAGACAAUUUUGAAUUCUACUUAUGCUUUUAAAUUAUUUUUUACACCCUCUUGAGUCAUGUGCAAGGUUAAGGAGCAACUCUGUAUUGCAACAACUAGCAGUUGGUGCCACAUCCAUGUUCACCCUGUAAUAUUUGUGUGCGCCUGCUAAACUGUUUCCCUGCUGUCACUUGGACUGUUGCUUGCUGCAACUUCUGAUCCCAUUAUUCUUGCUACAGAUGUGUCUGCUGUGGGCACCUCAAGUACCAAAUGCAAUAAGAAGAGUUGCUUUAGUAGAGUCAGAAUCUAGUGUCAUCUGUAAAAGGUGAGAUGGAAAUGAAUAAUUAUCCAGGAUUAUAUUCUGGUUUUCCUUUGGGAAAAAAUGGCCUGAAAUUCAGACUUUGCUGUUACACCUUUCUCAUUCAGGUAAUUUGCUUGGCUGGGUCCCUUCCCAGCUCUUGCACACUCAGAGCACUGAGGGGGCAGAGGGAGAAACAGGAGAUGUUGUGAGAACACUGCUCAGCCAUAUGACAAUCUUUAGUGUCCUAUCAGCAUUGUUUUGGUCACAGAUCUAAUUCACAGCACCAAGCAAGCUGUGCCCUCUGCUAUUGGCAGAGCAGGGCCACUACUCAUCAGGAGUUUUGAGAGGCUUGGUUGAAAUUAUGUGCCAUGAGUUCUUGCUGUGAUUUACAGUCAGGUUGGUUGAAUUUAAAAGCAUAUACUACUGAUUAUUCCUGAAAACUCAGAGGAAAAUAUUUUCUGUAAUGAAAACAUAGAUUCAGGGUUUUAAAAGCCCUGAAGAACUUGAUAGGCUUCAGAAGGCAGAGUGGAAAGAGAAUGUGGCCAUUAUCUCUUUUUACAAACAGCACAUGAUUUCUGGAGAGGUUCCUGUUCACAAGCUCCUCACUUUUAUUGAGGAGUAGUCUUCUGUGGAAAGCUUUUGAAUUAUUUUUUCUUUAGAGCAAAAAAUACUUUGGCCAGUAUUAGAACAGAAACAGAUGAUAUGGAAUUCAUCUGACAUUGGUGUGAGUAGUUCUUGUCUCUGUAUAUAGCUGUCUGCAAGACUGUGGGUAAAUAGCAUUUUAUGCUUCCUAUCAAAUAAAAAAACUUCAAAAAACUUUGUUUUAAGGUGGAAAAAAAGAGAAUAGAAUCCUCCAAGGAAAUCUUAAUCCGCAGGACUUUGAUCUUCAGAGCUCCUUACAAAUGUGAACUUUGUGGUCUGAAGGUUUUGACAGACACAGCUCCCUCCCUCUGACAGCUGUGAAUCUAUUGAUUGUCUCUCUGGACCAAGUGAAUUUCCCCCAAGCCUUUGCACAUGCCCUGCCCCAACUCAGCACGUGGGAUUUGGGUUGCUUAGGGCACCUAGAAAACCCUCUCAUAUUCCAUCUUCUUUUGUAUCCCUGGGAUCCCAUCAACUUCAGUUGGACACAUCAUCCUUGAAAUGCUCUUUGUCCAUGAACACAGUUUUAAAUGAUUUAUGAUUGCACAGUCUUUUAUUUUUAGCUUCUGUGCAAAGCUUCCAAAUCAAAUCUUGAUGGGAACUGCUGUCUGUGAUGAUUUUAUUGUCUUCAUUUCCACUAAUGAAAAACAAGUAGAGUCUUGCAGUUAAACUGUGUGGUUGUCUUCCUUAGUGUAUUUUUUACACAAAUCAAACAGGAAUACAGGUGGAUGAGAGCAGUAAUAUAAUUCUGGCAUAUUAAAUAAUUAACUUUAAAAAAGUCAGUGAAUCUCUUCCUAACAAAACAGCACUGCUAGAAAGCUUGGGUUGUUUUUUAAUGUUGGGAAGUGUGAACAUGCAAGAAGAUUGUGAGGACGUACAAGAGGUGAGCUGGGUGGUGCAGUUGGCACAACAGAAGGAUGGGAUGCCAUCCUGUGGGGCUGGACAAGCUUGAGACGUGGGCCCGUGAGAACCUCAUGAGCUUCAAAAAGUCUAAGUGCUACUUCUGGGUCAGGGCAAUCCCAGAAUAAGAACAGUCUGGGAAAAGAAGUCACAGAGAGCAGCCUGGCCAAGAAGGAUGUGGUGGUGCUGGUGGAUAAGAAACUGGAUGCAAAAGGUCAUUGUGUGCUCACAUCCCAGAAAGCCAGUUGUACCCUGGGAUGUAUCAAAAAUAGUGUGGCCAGCAGGGUGAGGGUGGUGAUUCUGCCCCUCUGCUCUGCUCUGGUUUUUAUCAUCAUGUGAUUCCUCAGUUCUGAUGCUACUGGCCCUGUAGUGUUUCACAUGUCUACGUUAUUUGGGCAAUAAAAUUAUGAUGUUUCAUUUUCUUAAAUUACCCUAUAUGCAUUACUUGGUUUAUGCAGACAUGUUUGUGCAACUUCUGGUUGAGUGUUUUUGCUUCACAGAAGAUUUCUGACUAUGCAGUUUUCAUUGCUUUUUUUUGUUUUUGUUUUGCUGGGUUUUGGUUUCCCCUGUAACACACUGACUGCAGUAUGUCUUUCAGGGUGCCAACCAGAGUGCUUUUCCUGCAUGGAAUUGUGCUUAGCUCCUCUGUAUAUGGCUAACUCUCAGUUCAGUAGGCUGGUUCUCCUGAUCCUGGGGAGUCCUUAGAGACCUGUGCUGCUCCCUUUCCUAAUGGCUGGUGUCUUGGAGAGAGGGUUUGUUUAUUGGAGAUGGGCUGUGUGGUUAUUGAUUGUCUCCCCCUCAUGAAAGGAGUCUGUUGUGCAAGAGGACAGGUCUUGGGCAAUAAUCUAGGAACUAUCACUCUCACCUUCUCAGGAACCGUGUUUCACAUCUGGAUCAGCUUAUUAAGGAUAUUUACUAAUGAAGCCCCAGUAAGGUGACACAGCAGCCAAUUAUUUUUUGCACUGAGUUCCCACUUGUUUAAUGACUGACAGCAGGACCUUUUAAAACUGCAGGCCUGACAACUUUGUAAUAAUCAGUUAUUUCAGUUUAGUCUUUAACAGCAUGUUUAAAUCCCAACCUGAAUCCCCAAAUAUAAUCACAUUACAGACCAAUUAUUCUGCUCGCUGAGUCACUUUGUCAGUUUGACAGCAUGCCUGACAGAAAAUUUCAAUUCCUUUCAAUUCUUUGAUUAAAGAAAUGAAUUAAUUCAGAGUUUUAUUUUGUUUGGAGGUAUGGAAGUCUGACUCUCCCACUGAUUCAUAGUCACCAUUUGAAGCUGGAGAGUUCUCUUUUGUGGUAAAUGUAGUGAGUAGUCGCAAUUCUGGGUAAAAUCUUUGGUUUUGCCAUGAUGUAGUGCACAUUCCUGUAUUUGAAGGCCUACUCCUUUCUUUUUUGCUUGUAUUGACCAGAGGUUGACUGUAUUUCACUCUAGCAGCCAUGAAUGGCCAGUGAGACAAGUAGUCAUGAAUAGGUAGUGGAUCCGUACAAAGGAUGUCUUCCUGAUGGAUUAUCAUUUUAAGAAAAUAUACAAAGAAUAUAAAGAUGUGUAGGGAGUUUGGAACUGGGAAAGAAUCCUUUUGAACAAGCAGGUCUUCAAGUUGGAAGUUAGCAAAUAAAUAUACAUAGUGUUUGACCUUCGGAAUAUUUGGUUGGCUUAGAAAAGUUGGGUAUCUGCAGCCUGCAGUGAAGACUAAGAACUGUUAACAAAAUCAUACUAUUAUAGUUCUCUGUUUGAUAUAUCUUCCUGCUCAUUAUAAUGGGAAAGGAAUAGUAUUAGUUUUGGCAUUUUGCAACUGUUUCUCAAAUGCCACAAACAUGUUAUGACUUGGAAUUUACAAAUGUUGUACUGCUAUCUGCGUGCUGCAGACCAAAUCAGCUGCUGUGCUGGCUGUUGCCCAGUCACAUAAUUAGGCCAUGAAUGUCAUACAGCAUUAACAAAAACCCCACCCAGGGCAGAGGAAAGUUCAUACUUUUCAUUCCUGUGCUGCUAAUGAGGAGUGACCUACAGGAAGGUUAGGGCUGGGGUGGGGUUCCUUCACAGUUCCUUCUGCUGGGCAGAUGUGGGCAGCACAGUGUUUGAUGGGAGGAAUGAUAAUCCACUCAAAAUUAGGAAAAGGAAAGAUAUUAGAGAGCUAUGUUAGAGCAUAACAGGGAUGUGUAGGGAUACAAUCAGAAGGACUGAAAUGUGAAGUGGAUCCAGUGACUUUUAGGCUCAUGAAAGACAAGGAAAAAAAAAACAUUUAACACCUGCACUAAGAGGAAGGCAAUGAUACUAUGGCAUCAUUGCUGAGUUAGGAAGACUCUCAAAUAACUGAUGGUGCAAAAAAGACAUGAAGUAAUUUUGGCUUUUAACUUUAUAAAAAAGAAUAAUUUUGACCGGACUCUGAACACAAUUAAAUUUUCAAAGGGGAAAAUAGUUGUCAGCAGUAAGGAAAGAAGAGGUAGAACAAAAUAUUCAGUAAUUUAUAUGUGUAUAAAGAAAUUUUUUUUGACAGCAAGAAACUAUAAGAAACUCAGCAAGAAACUAUCUGGAUGCUGUAGAAUAUUUGGGGAAAUGUGAUAAUGCUAUUAAUAAAUAUUUACAGAUACAUUCAAAUAUGGUGUGUGUAAAGUUGUAUAGACCUAUAUCCCAUAGCUUUGUUCCUGUUCUCAAGGACUUUUGAGGGGGGUGGGGGGAAGAAGCAAGGAAGCUUUCAAAGAGAACACAUUUUUUUAAUGUUCUCUUCCUGAGAAUCUUCACGCUUCCUUUAAAAGUUACCUUUCCAUCUAAGCAAAGCUUUCCAUAUUUCUACUUUGAGUUUUCUGUCAUUAUGCAGUCUAAAUAAAAUUCAUCUUUGAAAAAUUUCUUUCAGAUAGAGCUUUACUGCCAAGAAAGUGAGUAUAAUUUUCACUUUUCUCUUGGGAGUUAGUGCAGCAGAAAGGUUGUUUUGAAGUGCACGAAACCUGCUCUUUGUGCUGGAUAAUUUUGCACCCUCCAGUGGCCGUGAAGCUUCUUUUUUAGUCCUGAAUUCCCUGAAGUAGACAGAACACACUGCUGCAGGAAGCAAAAUGUUCAGAUUCUGAAAGCCAUCUGUGUGCUUUUUUCCUAUAAUCAAAUAAUCCACAGCUGUUUCCAAAAGGAUAUAUUCCAUUAACUCUGUGCUUUCAUGAAAAUUUUAUUCUUCUUUCCACUGUACUCUACCCCUGCUGGGGAAAAAAAUGUAAAUCUCACGUGUGACAUUCUGUUUAUGUUUAAUAACUGCCAUAGGCAGGCAGGAGUCCUGCAGCAUUUUCUUGUCACCUUUGGCAAGUUUUGUAGUAUCACAGAAAAGUGGCCCUUGGGAAUUAAAAAUAAUGAGCUCUGAUUCCAUGUCUGCAUCUCUUCCUUCUGUUGGGACAGGAGAGGAUUCCUGAGAGGAUGAAGUGCUGGCACUGUUUGUAUGUUCUGUCCAAGGUAGGCAUCAGCUGGAGGUAGUGAAUUUCUGAGUACCUCAGUGGUUACCUGGGUUUGUUCCCACUAAAUCACAGACCUGCUUGAUACUUUGUCCAUAUGUGGAAAGAAAUAUCUUUCAAAUGUCCCUCAGCAUCCCCUGGAAGAGACCCUGAUAUGCAACUAGAGAACUGUAGAUGUAUUUCGAGCAAGACCCCUUAUCCCUCUUGAAUUUAGUUUUUACAUUGAACAAUUUACCUUUUGCCCUCUGAGAAGCCACCAAAGGCAGUGCUACCCAUGGCGGCAGGUAAUCCUCAGCCUUCAAUUCUUCUGUAAUGCAUCAGAAUUUGCUUGGAAUUUACUUCUCCAGUUUCACUAAGGAAUGAUUCAAAAAGUGUAGGGUUUUUGCUACUCAGCAGUGAGAUGCUAAAUCUCAGCUUAAGUUUGGGGGGGGUGAUUUGCCACCAGUAUGGGGAAGGUGUCUGAACUCCUGUUACAGUCAGUAUAGUGAGCAGAGCUGAGAGUGAUUCAGUAUCCUCAGAGUGGGUGGUGUUCUUGGGAUGAGUCAGUGGACUCCAAGCCUGUCCUGUCCUGCCUGGCUCUCCAUGGGCUGUGAUGGCAGCUUGGGCACCUGCCUCACACAGAGGCACCUGCACUGUAGAAACCCAAAUCCAAGAAGGGUGGAUUGUAGCCUGUGUUUUUAUGUAGAAAAUCACUGUCAUUAAUUUUUGCUCUUAUGUAGGAGUUAUAUCCUUUAGAAUGUAACUUCUCUCCUGGGAGUCUUGCAGCAGCCAUCAGAACACUAUUGAAUUUUCUUGCUCUGAGACAUUAGGCAAAUUGUGUCUUAUUAAAGGUGAGAAAGUUUAAUAUGUUUCACAAAUUGAAUGUUAGAUGUUUGGUAAUUUAUUUUAAUGUUCUAAUGAGGGAUGAGGUAUGCAGGGAGAACUGAGCUCUCCUCUGUCUAGAGCCACAGGAUUUUAACUGAGGCCAGUCCCCCAGAAAUGAGGGUAAGUUUUCAUAUAAACCAGUAGUUAUAAUUCAGAAUUCAAAGGAAUUGGACAAGGUCUCAGAGGACUUGCAGAAGAAAAAUGUUUUUCUAAAAUCAGACUAAAGAGAACCUAGGGACCUGCACUCUUUUAACCCAUACCUUGGAACUGGGAAAAAAAGCAAGUAAACCUCUAAUGGUUGAUCUUUAUCGGUAAGAAAAAAACAAACAAAAAAGAUUUUGAAAAUUCCUCAAGACUGUUUUUUUGUUUGAAUGGCCUGCAGAGAAAGCAGUAGAUAUGGCACAUUUGGAAUUUUUCUGAUGCUGUAACUCAUGUGUGAUACUUCCAUAAUUGACCUAGGAGGAUAAUGAAACCCUGGAAAUGUUGAUACAUUCCACUAUUCAAUUCACAUCUUUGGAUAGCACUGUGAUCCAGAUGAUCAUUAUGAUGCUGUUAAAUGUCAUGUGGUUGUUAGGUUUAGGAAAUAUGGCUUUUAUAGCUUUAGAACAAUCCUGAAAAUGUGAAGAACAACAAGGAGGUUAUUUUGGCAGAAUGGGAAUUACUUUCAGUUUGUACUUUAAUCCACAAUCAAGAUGAAGGACCUCUUAAAAACAUUUUGCUCAAGAUGAAAUGAGGCAUUGUAGCAACACGUGAUGCUUCUGAAGUGUAGUUUUGCUGCCUUUCACAUAAAAACAAGAUGGUAAAAUAGAAGAGGUGAUAGAAAAUAAUGAAGGAUGUAGUUUGGACAGAAGCAGUCAGAUGCCUCUUCUUAUUGUCUCCCUGCCCUUAAGGAAAAGAAUAUGAUUUUUUUUUCCUUUCCCCAAUCAGGUCAAAUUUAAACAUGCCAGUUGUGUUCUGCUGGGUUCCAGUUCUCAAGUUCUUCUUGCACAAAUGGUGGUACAUAUUCCCCUAGGUCACACCAGUAGCUCUCCCUCUGACUGGAUAAGCCCCCCUGUGUUUAAUUUUUUGCUGACUUUUAUGAACCAUUUUAUUUAAUGAUUUCAGUUGUUUGUUUUUGGUUUUUUUUUGCUUUCCCUGGGACAGGCCCUUGAACAGGUGAGAUCUCUUCUUCACACCAUUGUGGGUAAUAUGGCACUUUCAAAUAAUCAGAAAUCCCAGGGGCACAAUAGCUCUGGUCUCUGUACCCAUUCUGAGCACAGCAAAAAAGAGGAGUUGCUGGUGUGAGCUCUGAGAUCUUAUGCUGACAGUGAACCUGUUAUUUCAGACAGGGCAUGUAUCUUUGGAGGAUCUGGUGUUCCUUGUGGCUCAUGUUUCUGGACACACUGCAGGAGCAUCAGGAAAUGGAAACUUUAGUAAAAGUAACAUACAGCUGUAAAGGUCAAAAGUUUGAUUACGGAUUCAUGACAGCUUACAUUUGCAAAAUGGUCUCUCUUUUUUAAAAAUUAUUGCUUGAGGGGCUGGGAAGAGUCCCUGGCUCCAGACUAAACAGCCCAAGAAGUGGCAUCUGUCCUCCAAAGUUCCCCGAGCAAAGAGUAGCACAGAUAUUUCCCUAAGCUUGAGAAGAUUACACAAUUGUUUUGUGGAUCUUGACUGCCACUGUGGUUGCUAUUGCAGCAGAUAAAGUUUCCUCUAUCCUUGUGUUUUGUUGUUUUGUUUUGUUUUUUUAAUAACUUUAUUCUGGUGGGAUGGCUCGAGACUUUACGGGUGAUAUGGUAUUUCUGGUAUUUCUGACUUUGUUCAGAAAUAUUCCUGGUAAUAUUGAUUUCAGACCUCUAACUCAGUUUUCUGUUAGCGUGAUGAGUUUAUUGUCUAAUAGCUAUUUCUUUGCUGAAACAAAAGUUAUUUGAAGAACAGAGAAAAUAACACACUAUUUGAUUACUACUUGGGUCUCCACGAGGAUGAGACAAGAAAUGCUGUGAUUAUACAGAGCAAGAGCAGUUUCUGUCCCAAAUACAUCAUAAUCUAUGGGGAAGGAAAGACUCUCAGCCUGUUAUUGAGAGAUGGGAAACUGAGGUACAAAAAGAUAUCUUUUCCUGUUACGCUACAGCUAUGAUGCUUGUAUUCAAGGUGUUUGUUGUGUAUUUUCAAGUCUUUCACAUUUGUUCUGAUGUGUACAUAACAACUUUUAACUACCUGUAUCAAAAGCUUUAUACCUAGAAAUUAUAUUUCCUCCUUUGGUGAGACAGAGACAAUUGGAACUCAAGCCAACACAAUCCAGUUAAUAAAAAAAGCUUUAGUUGUUGAUAAAUGGACCAGUCAAAAACCUACAAACCUACUCAGGCACAGCCUUGAAGGCAUCAGCCUUGGCUUUGUCACUGAUGGAGAGAGAAAACAUGACUAUUGCAAGUGUGUUCAGAAUUUGAGGGGGAUUUUGGGUUUAUGAGAAGCUUAUGGGAUUUCAGAAGAGGUUUGUGGGAUUAUGUAAAAUUUAUUACAGGAAGUUUAGGGGAAGGGAAGGGAUCAGGGUAAAUGGGUGAGAAGCAUGAGGCAAUGAGAAAGAGGGAUAAAAAUGGCUCAACGUACUGAACCCUGUGCCUGCCCAGCAUUCCUGUCCUAUCUUUGUAUUAAAUCCUUUCCUCAAACCAU